Messenger RNA from Neopelma chrysocephalum (saffron-crested tyrant-manakin), 2310 nucleotides. RefSeq lists its product as uncharacterized. The transcript is spliced from 15 exons. NCBI's taxonomy places the organism in Eukaryota, Metazoa, Chordata, Aves, Passeriformes, Pipridae. The record is from RefSeq and is a predicted model, not a curated record. Bases 1 to 2310 code for a protein of 769 amino acids. Gene Ontology annotation, cellular component: cytoplasm.
AUGGCGGGAAGACGCCUGACCUUGCUCAGGCCCUCUCGGAUGAAGAAGGAAGAGCCUGGAGCUGCCCCAUCCCAGCACCCUGAGGAGAUGGAGCAUCCCCUGCAGGAGGAUCCAGGCCGGGACCAAACACAAGAACAGGACCGUGGCCGUCGACGCUUCCGCAGGGCAGCCCAGACCCUUCUGAAAUUCGUGGGCGUUCGGCGUAAAAGGACCUCAACAGCACCAACUGAGGUCGUGGACCAGCCUGAGCCCAGCCCCACUGAGCUCAUGGCACAGCCUCACCCCAGCCUCACCGAGCUGGAGGUGGACCCUGAGGUCACCACCGUGCUGACUGAUGGCACAGGGAACUGUGACACCUCGCUGAUUGUUCACACAACCAAGUCUGACCCUGCUUUGACCGAUGCUACGACAGACACCGACACCCCCUCGCUGGAUCGCGCCGCGAUCUCCGACGUCGCCCUGAGCGACGAACCCACAAACUCUGAACCCACAAACUCUGACCCUGCCCUGCCCCAUCUCACCGACGCCGCAGUGACCGAGGGCAUUGCAGGCACUGACCUCACACCCAGGGAGAAUUAUGUGAAUUAUGCUCCCACUCCAGAUAUUUUUGAGGAGAACGGUGUCUCCAGCCCAGAGCAGGUGCCAGCCUUCGUCAGGAACGUGCACCAGAGGCUGACAGCCAGCGGGACUCUGGAAGAGAAGCUGCUGACGGAUUUCCUGAGGGUGACUGAGGCACACCCUGAUGAUGUGGUGGUGACCCUCCUGCGCUGUGCCCCAGCGUGUGACAGAGCCGCUGCCAUCCUGUGGAGGACCAUCACCUCGUGGGAAAUGACAGUGGAGAAGGUGCUGCCCAAGCUGCUCUGCGUGAUGGAGGACUGGCCACGGCACAGCACGGCCACCUCCGACGGGGACAACACACCUGUCUUUGCCCUGGCUGCGACCAGGGUGAUUUGGGAGAUCCUGCAGAUGCUCCAGAGCCCAGAGCCGUUUUCAGAGCAUUCCCCCCGUCUCCUCGUGGAUCUGCUCUUCCAGAUUUCCAUCAGCACGGAGCAGAUGCCGGGGGAAGUUGACGCCUUGUGGAGGGAAUGCCAGGAGCAACGCAGCCUUCCCCCAAACUCCAAGAGGUUCGCAGUGCUGACCACCAAGGCCCUGCUUUGCCGUCUGGAGUGUGAAGAUGUGGUGGUUUCCAUGGAAAGGAAGCGUGGCUGGGACACGUUCCUCGACUCUGACACCCACCACUACGCAGUGGGGCUGCUGGCCAGGGAGAUGCGCCGUGCCUCCAGCCCCCUGUAUUCCCGGAUUGCCCUCUGCCUGUUGGGGCUGCUCACCAGGGAGAAGCCCCUCUGGGAGCUUCCCGCCGUGGCAUUCCUGGUGGAGGUCCUGGACUGCCCAGACAUGACCGAAUGGAGCGACAGCUUCCUGGAGAUCCUCUCCAGGCGCCUGUGGAGCGAGUGCUCGGAGAUGCGUCGCCUGGUGCUGAGGGGCCUCGUGGUGCUGAGCAAGGAUCCCGUGAUGGCUGACGGCCUGAGGAGCCUCACCCAAAGCCUCCUGGGCGUCCUGUGGGAUCCGGACAGAGAGCUGGUCAGGAUGGCCCUCUCUGUGUUCAUCAACCAAGUCCAGGACAGAGACAUCCAAAUCUCCACCCCCACUGCCCUGCAGCUGGCCGAGGUGCUCCAACCACUUUUUGGCAAUGACCACAUCCCCGUGCAGCUGCUCUCCAUCCAGCUCUUCCAGAAGGUGAUGGAGUUGGGAGUGGAGGAGGGAAAAGAACCCCUGAAGACGCACGUGAUCUGCAGCCUGCUGCCCCUUUUUUUCCACUGGCACCACGAGAACCAGCACGUGGCAGAGGUCUCUCGGGAGGCACUGCUGGGUGCAGCCUGGUUCCUGAAGAGGAGGGACCUCGUGAAGCUGCUGAAGAAGGAGCAGUCCUGGAGGUUCGGCGAGUGCCUGCUGGAAAAGGACAAGAGAAGAGCGGCCAAGUACCUGUGCCAGGCCCUGCCGUACCUGGAGAGCCCCCAGGAGCCCGUGAGAGAGGCGGCCCUCAGGUUCAUUGGGAUGGCCGGGAGGUACCUGAAGGGACAGAAAGUAGAGCUGCAGGUCGUCAUUGAUGUUAUCGAAGGCAUGACUCACGACAGCGCCGCUGUCAAAAGCCUGGCUCUUCAAACCCAGAAAAUCCUCCGAGCUGUCCAGAGCCCUGAGCCUUCUCCAGAUUCCAACAGUUUGAAACUCAGCUCCAGAAUGUGCAGAAUAGGGAGGCUCCUCCGUGGGGCUGGAGGUCAGCGGAGAACUGAUCCAGGGGACCCCGUUUGA